Anguilla rostrata (American eel) is the source of this 2632-nucleotide messenger RNA. It is a transcript of the gene baiap2l2b, whose product is annotated as BAR/IMD domain containing adaptor protein 2 like 2b. Bases 335 to 2032 code for a protein of 565 amino acids. Gene Ontology annotation, cellular component: nucleoplasm; cytosol. Lineage: Eukaryota; Metazoa; Chordata; Actinopteri; Anguilliformes; Anguillidae. The transcript has 17 exons. Gene Ontology annotation, biological process: actin crosslink formation; positive regulation of actin filament polymerization; actin filament bundle assembly. The record is from RefSeq and is a predicted model, not a curated record. Gene Ontology annotation, molecular function: protein binding.
AGGUGACAGGCUGACAGUGACGAUUAUCAGACAUAAACAACACUGUCAGUGUUAUACGCUAUUUAUAGCGGCCUAAUGCUGCUGCUGAUACUAAUAAUUGAAGAACGCGAUCUAUUUUCUGGUGUGUAGUAUUUAUCUUUAUCUAUUGUUGAACGCCAUAGCAUUACCAAACGUAACAGCUCCCUGGACUGCAUAACGUUUUGCUAAAAUUGUCAGGGGCAUUUUGAAGGCAGGCCUGUGGCGCGCUGAUGGCGAGCGUGUCCAGCCACCGGUUGCUGUGUGCAGGCUUUACAAACGUCAUCCAGAAGUGUUUAUCUGACAACUGAACGUCACCAUGUCGGGACCCAAUAGUGAUCAACUGCAUAGAUCCACAUUAAAAAUAUACUCGAACAUAAUGGAGCAGUUUAACCCCGGUCUGCAGAAGCUAGUGUCUCUGGGGAACAGCUAUUUCCAAGCUUUCCAAGCCCUGGCUGAGGCGAGCGAGGCCUACUUCAGUGCCCUGGCCAAGAUGGGCGAGCAGGCUCUGUACACCGUGUCCUCCGGGCCUUUGGGCGACGUCUUGAUUCAGAUUUCCGAUAGCCAAAGAAGACUCACUGCUGAGCUGGGAGGAGUCUUCCAGUGGUUCCAUGCCGAAGUGCUGCAGGUGAUGGACAAUAACGUCAUGCUGGACGAAGACUACAUCGCUGGCAGCAGGAGGCACUAUGAGGUGGAGGUGAGGAACCAGGCUGCUGCGCUGGAGAGACAGCUGAGGAGAGGGGCUUACAGAGACACGCUGGAGAGCAGUGAAUACAUGCAGUUCCUCAGGCAGAGUCACCGUGAGGUGUUGGUAGAGGAGGAGAGGAGGUAUCGCUUCCUGGCUGAGAAACACUGUGGCCUCACUCAGUCUAUGUUAUACCUCAUCAAUAAGACAGGAGCCUCCGUGCAGCAGAGAGCGGACGGGUGGAAGGAGAAAGUGAGCGAGACGAGGAUACCCCGAGCCCGCAGCCCUCUGCUCCCCGACCAGGGCACAGCGCGCCGAGCUUCUGUGGGCUCCCUCCUGCACACAGGAGUGAGGGAGGAGGACAGAGAGUACAGCUGGGCUGGCAGAGAGCAUCAGCAACUGGGGAAAGUGCCCUCUAGAGCUCCCUCGCCCCUGCCCAGUCGCUCGCGCUCCAGCUCUGUGGACGAGUCCCUGGGGAUGGGCGGGGCCAGGCACAUGCGGGCGCUGGUGGCUCACCCCGCCUCCUCCAACCCCACCCUGCUGCCCUUCUCCCGGGACGAGGUGGUGACCGUCAUGGUGCAGGAGCCCCGCAACGGCUGGCUUUAUGGCAGUGUAGAGAGCAGCUCGCGUCAUGGCUGGUUUCCCGCCGCUUACGUUGGGCCCCUCGAAGACACCCCUCGAUCCUCUGUAUCCGGCACAAGCAACCUAUUGGAGCAGGCCGAACUUACAGAUCGGUUAAACAAGAUGGACAGCAGAGGCUACGGCGAGAUCCCGCCCCCGGCUCCGCCCUCACGCCGAGGGUCAGCUGACCUGCGUCCCGUCACGCCCACUCCGGAGAGACGGACCGACUCUUCCUCCAAUGGCAAGGUGGCCAGUGUGCAUUAUGGGUUCAAGACCUCUCUGACAGACCAACUGGACCGGAAAGACCAAUCGGAAAGCAAAGCCUACAACGAGAUUCCGCCCUCCCGCAGGGGGUCAGCUGACCUGCGUCCGGUCACGCCCGCCCUGGAGAGACGAAUGGAGCCUUCCUCUGACAGCAAGCAUUAUGGGUACAGGAUCUCUCAGACAGAUCAACUGGAUCAGAAGGACCACUCGGACAGCAGAAGCUACAGCGAGAUCCCGCUCCCAGCUGCGCCCUCACGCAGGGGAUCAGCUGAUCUCCGUCCGGUCACGCCCACCCCUGAGAGACGGACGGAGUCCUCCUCUGACAGCAAGUGCGCGAUGCUGCAGGACGGCCGACCAGAACUCUUUCCCAGGGGGACGAAUCCUUUCGCGACGGUGAAACUUCGGCCCACAACCACCAAUGACAGAUCAGCCCCUCGGAUUCAGUGAUGUGCACCACAGCAACAACACCGCUGUGCUGCUACAAUGGUUGUGCGGUUCUUCGUCUCUGUGUUCGUCCAGCUCUCUUCUGGCACCAAGCUCUUGGAUGUGGACACACGGACGUGUACUUUUUGCUGAUUUUCAGAACUUCUUUUCCCUCUGCCUCUGGCGAAGAGGCACUGCUCUAUGUGUGUUGUGUUUCACCCACAGAUGAAAACAAAGGCUAAAACCAAGACUCGAUGCUCGCUGCUCUUUGGUGCGUGAACAGCCCCCGCGAAAGGAAACACCUUAGCAGCAGUUAACACCCGUCAGUCAUCCAUUAACUGAAUUUUGCAUGGCUGAAAAUGGGGCGACUCCAAAAACAGCUUCGGUAAAACAUGGACACAUGCAAAUACCAUGAAAUAAAAGCUGAUUUGUCUGUUACUUUUGUCUCAUAUUCAUGUUUUGAUCUCAGAUGUAGCAAAAAAUGUAGCAAAUUCUGCCAUACUUUUGGAGGACACCGCAUAUACAAGUACAGUAUAUGUAUGUAUAUAAACUGUAUAAAUUUGUGUCGAAGGUGAAUGCCACAACCACAAGUUACUGAGGCAACAGAAAAAAAAAUUGCAACAA